Messenger RNA from Pocillopora verrucosa, 4572 nucleotides. RefSeq lists its product as uncharacterized. Gene Ontology annotation, cellular component: nucleus. Lineage: Eukaryota; Metazoa; Cnidaria; Anthozoa; Scleractinia; Pocilloporidae. Gene Ontology annotation, molecular function: protein binding; transcription cis-regulatory region binding. The record is from RefSeq and is a predicted model, not a curated record. Gene Ontology annotation, biological process: positive regulation of transcription by RNA polymerase II.
CCAACCAUGUGCUUCCGCUGCUUGUUUCCGGCCUUCUUGCAGCCUGAAUAUUUGUGAUGGCUUAACUUUUUCAAGGAUACUUUUUUCCAGGAGACAGACGAUCACUUAAGGGAUCAAAUUGCGGAACACGUUCACCAGGAAUAUAUUGAUCAUUAUGAAAGAGAAGGAAAAGUCCUCAUUAGUAGACCUGGGAAAGCGGUUGCUUGAAGCAUCUCGUAAAGGACAUGCAGAUGAAGUUAGUGUUCUCAUGGCAUCUGGAGCUCCUUUUACAACAGACUGGCUUGGAACAUCCCCAUUACACUUAGCAGCACAGCAUGGUCAUAGCCAGACAGCAGAAGCAUUACUGCGGGCAGGGGUCAGCAGAGACGCUCGAACAAAGGUUGACAGAACACCCCUACAUAUGGCAGCUCAACAUGGUCACAAACAAGUAGUUGAUCUUCUCAUUUCUUCUGGGGCCUGUGCAAACAAUACUGAUAUGUUAAACAUGACACCUCUUCAUUGGGCCUGUGAACAUAAUCAUGUUGAGAUUGUCAAAAUUCUGCUUAGAGCAGGAGCCAAGAUUGAUAUAAAGAGCAAGUUUGGCAAGACUUCAGUUGACAUCGCCAGAGCUAAAGGCUAUAGCGAAGUGUUACAGGCUUUAUCCUCAGAUCAGGAUCAGGAUUUGUCAUUGCCAAAAACUCUUAAGAGGCAAGCUGAUCGCAAUAACCUCACAUUGAACUCAAUGAAGAAAAGACAAAGGACAAAAAAGUUUCCAAUGACAGCUGGAUCUUGGACUGGUCCUGAGGGACCUACAGAAAAUGGAAACAAAGCCAGAAGAAAGGCAACAACUCCAGGAACAUCCCCAAAGUCUGCUGUGGGUGGUGGAAGAAGAGUGUCAGCUCCUCCUCACUUCCCCAAUGCAGGUUCUCCAUCUCUACGUAGUCCAACUGAAAACUCCAUUGCCUCUUUGGUGUCAGCUGCAGCCAUAGUAAAAGCAAAAUCAGAGAGUGAAGGUGAAGGCCAAAUGUCAACAGUAGUUAUGUCGGAUGGCAAAAGCACCUCUAAUACCUCUAAACCGCAAGACUCUAGUGUACUUGAUACACUGGCCACACUUGCCACUGCCACCUUAAGCCACAGUACAUCUGCGACUUCAACGACACCACCACAGCAAGUAACAGCUGUGGCUGGCAAACCCCUUGGCAUUACACCCCUCACCCUCCCACCAACAACACCAACCUUCGCCACCCCGUUGACACCAUCAAGUCUCUUCCCAAUGCCUUCCCCUCUUGCAGCACUCUCUGCUCUGUCAUCUUUAUCAUCACCAGCACAAACAUCUCCUCUGCCGUUGUCUUUCACUAUGCCCAUGAUGACCCCUCAGCAGGUUUCAUCAACUGGAGCGCAGCUGAUGCCCCUGGUUCAGAGUGGUGCACCCUUCUUCUCCAGUGCAGCAGGCGUGUCUAUUCAACAAGGUGGGGCAUCUGUGACAACUGCUGGGGAUGUGCAUGGACCUUUAUCAACAAGCAGUGCUAGUUCGGGUGCCUCCAUAGCAGGUGCGGAUUCAAUGGUGAAAACCAUAACACUUGGCAAUGCAAGUUCACAGUCCCACAAUACAUCUGCACAAGCUAUUCUACCUCAAUCCAUCAUGGCCCCCUUCCAAAUUCCUGGUGGGUCAGGUCAGACACAACUGCAGACACAGCUUGCUCUGAGCCAAAUGCUUGCCCCAAUGCAAGGAGUUCAGCCCUCAGUUGUGUUGGAGCUGAAUGCAUCAGCUAAUAAGGAUGGAAUUGCUCAAGUAAAAGUUGACCAAAAUCAAGCAGCAGAGUUGUUAAAAAAUCAGAGCCAGUCUCAGGAAGUGGCGCAAACUCAGCUUCACCAAGAUACCGGUGAAUCAAAACAAGCGGAGGACAUGAGCACACAAAACAUUCCCGGCACACAGGAGGUGUUCAUAACACUUCAGGUUCCAGCUGGUUUGCAGCAUGUUCAGCCUCAGCUUGUGACAGACCCCAGCUUUGCCUUACAGCAAGUACAGCUUGUGCAACAAGUGGCCACACACGACACCUCACAGCAAACAGCGACUGUAGCAACUCAGUCACAGCAGAACCCGGUCUCUAUACAACCUGAUACCGUUGCACACACUCAACAGGAACAAGCUGCUGGCUCAACCGCACCUCAGGCUCCGGUUGUCCAAUUACAGCUGCCACAGGAUCAGAUAAACUUGGCGCAUUUAAUGCAAAAUGUUGGACAUGGAACGUUACCGCUGACAGUACCAUUGACUCAACUUUUAGCAAACAGCCAAUUACAAAUCGGCAGUCAAGUGACACAAGUGCCUCAACACACACAACAACAGCGACAACAGCAACAAACAACAGGGACACAGCACCAGCAACAAAAUAUUGCGCAACAGCUACUGGCUCAAUCGGUUCCUCAAAGGACCUUACUACCCCAAAAUUAUGUGGCUCAGUUAGGCCAGGCCCCUGUUCAACCAACAGCUGAUGUCCAGCAGCAAUCGCAGCAGCAACUCAUCUCCCCUCAGCUUCUUCUGCAAGUACAAGAAGACCUUCGUAAACUGUUGGAACAGAGACAAGUAGAGGAGGACAAGGUCAGAAAGGAGUUGGAAGGAAAAGUGCACGCGUUACAACGAGACAGCGACAAGUAUCGCUCAGAGCUGGAGCACGCGCAGAAAGAAGCGGAAGCUUACCGCAGUCGUUUGGAAGUCGAAAGGAAAGAAAAAUCCAAGCUACACCAGUUGUAUGAAGCAGCCAAGCAUCCUAGUGGUAAUGGCGGCGAAGGGCAUGAUAGCUCCACCACAUCUGAACCUGCAAGUGAUCCUUUAAUGUAAAACCUCUGUUUAUAUAGUGCCAAGCCCUAAUUGUUAUGACAAAUAAGAUGAUUAUAUUGCUCUUCUUAAUUUAAUUUUACCCUUUAUAUUUCAGUCAGAUGUUCUGAAGUUUUGAUAGUUUAUUUGCAUUUGAACUUCUGGCAUUUGCUACUAUAACGGGUAAUCAAGGAAAAAGUAACCAUAACGAUCCAUUCACUAACUUGUCAUGUUGCGGUGUUAUUUUGUUUUAUUUUAUUUAUUUUUUUUAAUUCACUGCGUCAGGUUUUUUGGAACUUUUAGUGCAGCAUGCAAAACUUCCUCUUAAGUUAGGGAAUAACAGAAGAAAGUAUUAAUAUGUUAAGAAUGGAAGGGAUAAAUCUUCUAGGAACGGAAAUAGGUUAACUCAGAUCACAAAUGAUGAACUUGAAAAUUUCAAGGCUUAUUUUUUUCGAGAUGCAGUAUCCGUAGGCUCGAUUUCUGCCUAUUUCUCGAGUCCAGUAUUCGAUCCUCCUAAGGGUGACUUUGGGGUGAGAGCCGGCUUACUUCCUGAAUAGCGACUGGUGAUCGAGCCUACUAUAGCUGUCUCGUACCUUUUUUAUUGCCGUAUAAUGCCCUUGUAAUCUUUUCGGAUUCUCUAUAGUUUUCUUACGGUUUCAUUGUAACUGAAAGACCCUUAUGUAUUUAUCUUCUUGUAAAAUAACUGUUAUGCAGUCAGAUUGAAGUUUUAAUAUUGUUCCGUCUGGGAUAACUAUAAGCGAAGUACUCUUUUGUACGGGAAGACAGAAUGACACAGUCGUUUUCACGAACGUGUUGGACGGUGUUUCAUCUUGGACGGCAUAAUAUGUAAAGACUGUAAAUAGUCCAGUCGUGUAUAUGGUGUUACAGUAACUUAUUGGCACAGGUUAUAUAGUAUUUGUGAUAAGUAUUAAUUAAAUAUACGAUGGUUUAUUUGUACCAUGUGCGGCGAGAUUAUCUCUCCACUGUAGUUUUCAUUUUAUUAGAAGCAUCAAGGAGUGAAUAUUUCAUUCAUUUCAUAUGCAACGGGACAUACACGUUCUUCAUAAGUUCAGCGUACCUGAAACUAAAUUAUGUCCACUAAGAUGCUAUGUAGUGUGAAAUAAGAUUUAAUUUAAGUAUUUUAAUUUGUAAGCGCAUCUAAGGCCCAUUUCAUACGCCGAACUUUUCAGAGCCAAACCGGCUUAAGACCUCGAAUGAAAAGUUCGGUAUCUGAAUCAACUUGGGAACGGUUCGGCCGGGAAUUUUGACUUCGGCGCAGCUCAGUAACGGCUUUGAUUCAGGCGCCGAACGGCCACGCUGAAAAUUCUGGAACUGAGUCGGUAUUGGCUCAAUGAGUUCGAUGAUUUUUGACAGCUUACAUUUGAAUUUAGCUUUACCCGUGAAUAAAGUUUGGCUUCUAAAACGGGCCUAAGCCCCGCAAAAAUUUCCAUCAUUCCUGAACUCUUACAUGUUGCAAUACCUAGCAUAAACACAUCAAUGCAGGUUAGCAUAUUUCCACUUAAGACAUAUUCCCUCAAAGAAAAAAUUGAGAGUGAUCUUUGACUAAGACUGCGGAGAUCUCGGUGCUACCUUCCAUAUUUUAACAGCACUGAUUGCAUGGGGGUUCAAGUAAAUUGAAAAUUGUAUCUGUUAUCAUUUUGGAUAUGUGCAGCAAUUUUGCAUGGUGGAAAACAAUCGAGAACUAGAUGCAUUGCACAGCGAAGACUAUUGUUAACGAUUGUUAUGAAUAUGAGGAAUAAAGAGUCAUCUACUAACUA